Pelobates cultripes (western spadefoot toad) is the source of this 36486-nucleotide messenger RNA. The record is from the annotation of a GenBank genome assembly. NCBI's taxonomy places the organism in Eukaryota, Metazoa, Chordata, Amphibia, Anura, Pelobatidae.
CUUCAAACCCACCAAAGGGGUUACCCCCCCCCCCCACCAUUCCCAGAGGGGACAAGAUUUGUCUGCGUCCCAUCUGGUUUACACGUUUACCAGCCCUCUCUCCUCCUCCCUCCUCCUCCUAAACUCAUAUUGAUUCAGCUCAUGGGUGAAGAAUCACCUUCUGCUGUCAGACUCUAUCUGGCGACCAGCGAAGCUGACAUCUUCCCUAACACGGGGACCGAGGAGGCAGCCUAUCCCACCCCACCCCACAAGGAAGAGGAGGAGGUGGGAAGAGAGCUGCACCUUUUUCCAGAAGACACAAGGAGGUGUGUGUGAGUGUGUGCGUCUGUGCUACACAGCAUCCUCCGAGCCUGAUCAGGACCAGCUCAGCACCCUCUCCCUGGACAGCCACAAACCCCACGCACAUCCCUCACUGCGGGGAAUCUGCAGGGCAGGAUGCCGGCUCUCGCUGAUGUCUCCUGGACGCUACUGAUGGUGAUUCUGGCUUCUGUGCAAGGUGAGAGAUGGUGGUGGUGGUGGGGGGGGGGAAUCGGCAAGAUGCUGCAGUGAUGCAUGUGUGCAUAGACCCUGAAACAAGAAACCAUCGUCAACACACAAAGUACAGCACAUACAUGUCCGACUAAUUGAUUUAUUAAAUGUGGGGGCUUUAUGCAUUGCUCACGGAGAUUUAUCAACGCUAUAAAUAUGGGUUUUAAUGCAAAAUAAAUGGAUAACGGGGCAUGGGAUUUUAAUGUGCAACAUUAAUCUAUAAAAGGCACACACACACAUCUAUCUAUCUAUACAUACAUAUAUUAAUGGUCAUUUCUAUUUAUAUUGUACAGUGCUACGGAAUCUGAUGGCGCUUUAUAAAUAAUGAAAUAAUAAUAUGUGUGUGAUUGAUUUACUGCACACAGAUCUCUAGUCAUUGAAAUGAAACAGCUUAUUCAUGUACACUGAUAAAUGUAUGGAUGCUUUGCCCAUAGGUAAUAUAUCUAGCCCCCACAUUACAGCAUAUUUCUAUGUGUCUGAAUAUUAAUAUAUUUUACGUGUUAAAUAUGUUUUCAUUAAACAUUUGGAGAUUGGGGGCCGCCGCUGUCUUUGUUUCAAUAGGCAUGGUGGUCCAGACCUGAUAUACGUCGUAUAGAAACGUGCAGUAUUGUUUAGAGAUGGAGUCUGUGGCAAACACAGUAACAUGCCAUUUACAUGGAUGUAUCAGUCUACAUGUUGACUGUGGUGUUUGAUGGUAUAGACAUACUGCCAGGGCUCCUAUCUAAUGAGGAGUGUCCUGCAAGGCCUGUGACUGUGAUGGGGUUAAUCCUUGGGGUAUAAAAUACACAAGGUAACAGGUAUGUCUCCCUGGAUCAGGGUGUAUACGUAUUGUACAUCAGGAGUUGUGUUAUCAUGCAGGAGGCCCAGACUCGUCACGUGUAGGUGAGGGCUGGGGGUCUCCAUGUCUUCUGCCUCCACCAGUCCUUUCUUUUUCUGCGUACGCCUCCCACUCACUCCUUUAUCCCUCUUAUUUUUCACUGAGUUCUAUCCUUCCAUGCUAUGUCUGUGUUUAUUCCUCCUUCGUAUUUCUUUUUCUGUGCCUCCUCCCAAAGCUCGCUCUACCCCAGUGCCUCUCCAUCCUCUCUCUCUCUGCCUUGCAACAUGUCCUGCCUUUUAGACACAGCAAGAGGAGAGGUAAAGGAAUGCAGAGGCCAAGAGAGUGCGGGCACACAUCUCUAACCAAAGAUGACCAGUGGGGCAGGUAAAGGUAGAUACUGUGUAUAGGUAAAUGGUAAUAGAAGGAAAUAGAGACAGAAUGGCCGAAGCCAAGUACAAGGCAAGUGGACAAACUGACAGGUAUGUUGUGUGUAGCAUUCUGGUAAUAGUCCCCUCUGUACCCCCAGGUCUGCCCCUUCUGGAUGGGGAAGGAACCGAUGUCCCAGACCUACAGCACACCCCUUCGCAUGGUCGGUCAGACCCUGUCUCUUUGGAACAGCUUGUCCAUCAAGCCGUCAUGAAGAAGGACUUUCUGUCUCAGGAUGUGUUCUUGACAGGUGAGAUGAAUUUCAGGCAGAUCGUGUGCUUAUAGCAAUAUAGACAUAAACAAGUAGAUGGAAUUUGUGAGCAGACGUGGAAAUGAAGUUGCAGUAUGUCUCCAUUUACAGUAUUCUAUGGUUACACCAAUCCAAAAAUUACUCAAUAAGUCAGUGCUGAAGGGGAACCUAUAAUUUAAGAAAAAAUGUCCCAGCGAUCUCCAGAGCAAUCUCUCACAGCAACACAUGCCAUUUCUGAGUAAACCACCAAUCAGAAAGUCACAUGAGCUUAGGGAAACUGUGCAAAGUUGGUUCCUCAUCGGUUUUUAAAAUGCCUCAAUAAUUCUCUUUGUGCAUCUCAGUCAGUUCCAGGUGCGAGUGGCCUGGUUGAGUUAUCAAGGAGUGAGGGGUAUCAAGGUAUUUGCUGGGGUGCAGUGAUUACUGUAUAAACCCAGAACCACCCAGAUUUAUUAAACCUACUUCAUCUUGUAUAACACCGGCUUACUUCACACAUGUCUGGUGGCAUUAGUGGAGCCUGAUGGACAUGGUUGCAAUGUAGAAGACAGUAGGCCAUACUUGAUGAUAAUACUGUUUGAAAGGCAAAACUGCCAGUCACACCUGCCAUUUUAUGCUCCCCCAGCAGAGGUGGCACAGGACCAACAAACUAAGACAGGUGGAGCUCUCUAUGAAAAUUACUCCUGUAGCUAGGUUGUCCUGGUUGCAUUGAUGAAUGAGGUCCAGCAGCUAGGCUGCCCUGGUUGAACUGCUAAAUUAUUUCAUGUAGCUAGGCUGCCAUGGCUGAAAUGCUAAAUGAUGUCAUGUAGCUAGGCUGCCAUGGCUGAAAUGCUAAAUUAUGACAUGUAGCUAGGCUGCCAUGGUUAAAUUGGUGAAUGAGGUCCCGCAGCUAGGCUACCCUGGUUGAGUUGAUGAAUUUGGUCUUUCAGCAAGGCUGUCCUGGUUGAAUUGGUGAAUGAGGUAUUCAGCUAUUCAGCUAGGAUGCCUGGUUGCAUUGGUGAAUGAGGUCCUCAAGCUAGGUUGCCCUGGUUGAAUUGGUGAAUGAGGUAUUCAGCUAGGCUGCCUGGUUGAAUUGGUGAAUAAGGUCCUUCAGCUAGGCUGCCCUGGUUGAACUGGUCAAUGAGGUCCUUCAGCUAGGCUGUUUGAAUUGGUGAAUGAGGUAGGCAGCUAGGCUGCCCUGGCUGAAUUGAUGAAUGAGGUAUUCAGCUAGACUGCCUGGUUGAAUUGGUGAAUUAAGUAUUCAGCUAGGCUGCCUGGCUGAAUUGGUGAAUGAGGUAUUUAGCUAGGCUGCCUGAUUGAAUUGGUGAAUGAGGUCCCGCAGCUAGGUUACCCUGGUUCAAUUAAUGAAUGUGGUCUUUCAGCAUGGUUGCCCUGCUUGAAUUGAUGAAUGUGGUCUUUCAGCAAGGCUUCCUUGGUUGAAUUGGUGAAUGAGGUCUUUCAGCUAGGCUGCCCUGGUUGCAUUGAUGAAUGAGGUCCAGCAGCCCUGGUUGAACUGCUAAAUUAUUUCAUGUAGCUAGGCUGCCAUGGCUGAAAUGCUAAAUGAUGUGAUGUAGCUAGGCUGCCAUGGCUGAAAUGCUAAAUUAUGUCAUGUAGCUAGGCUGCCAUGGUUAAAUUGGUGAAUGAGGUCCCGCAGCUAGGCUACCCUGGUUGAGUUGAUGAAUGUGGUCUUUCAGCAAGGCUGUCCUGGUUGAAUUGGUAAAUGAGGUAUUCAGCUAUUCAGCUAGGAUGCCUGGUUGAAUUGGUGAAUGAGGUCCUUCACCUAGGCUGCCCUGGUUGAACUGGUGAAUUAGGUAUUCAGCUAGGUUUCCCUGGUUAAAUUGAUGAAUGUGGUCUUUCAGCAAGGUUGCCUUAUUGAAUUGGUAAAUGAGGUAAUUCAGCUAGGCUGUCCUGGAUGAACUGGUGAAUGAAGUCCUUCAGCUAGGCUGCCACGUUUGAAUUGGUGAAUGAGGUAGGCAGCUAGGCUGCCCUGGUUGAAUUGAUGAAUGAGGUCCUUCAGCUAGGCUGCCCUGGUUGAAUAAGUGAAUGAGGUAUUCAGCUAGACUGCCUGGUUGAAUUGGUGAAUGAAGUAUUAGGCUGCCUGGUUGAUUUGGUGAAUGAGGUAUUCAGCUAGGCUGCCUGAUUGAAUUGGUGAAUGAGGUCCCGUAGCUAGGUUACCCUGGUUCAAUUAAUGAAUGUGGUCUUUCAGCAUGGCUGCCCUCCUUGAAUUGAUGAAUGUGGUCUUUCAGCAAGGCUGCCUUGGUUGAAUUGGUGAAUGAGGUCCUUUAGCUAGGCUGCCCUGGAUGAAUUGGUGAAUGAGGUUCCUCAGCUAAACUGCCCUGGCUGAAUAGGUGAAUUAGUUCCUUCAGCUAGGCUGUCCUGGUUGAAUUGGUAAAUUAGGUCCUUCAGCUAGGCUGCCCUGGUUGAAUUGGUGAAUGAGGUCCUUCAGCUAGGCUGCCCUGGUUGAAUUGAUGAAUGUGGUCUUUCAGCUAGGCUGCCCUGGUUGAACUGAUGAAUGUGGUCUUUCAGCUAGGCUGCCCUGGUUGAAUUGGUGAAUGAAUUCCUUUAGCUAGGAUGCCCUGAUGGAAUUGGUGAAUGAGGUCCUUCAGCUAGGCUGCCCUGGUUGAAUUGAUGAAUGAGGUCCUUUAGCUAGGCUGCCCUGAUGGAAUUGGUGAAUGAGAUCCUUCGGCUAGGCUGCCCGGAUUGAAUUGGUGACUGAGGUCCUUCAGCUAGGCUGGUUGAAUUGUGAAGACAAGUAAGAACCCUACACUAACAUGGGAUUCUUAUACUAUACAAGCGUAUUACAAAUGGUGAUAUUAGAACCAAGAACAAUUGGCAGUAGUUCAGAGCAGGCAUUGGAGAUGGUUCUCAUGCCAUAGUGCUGGCAUGGUCCCAAACUAUCCGUUGUUAACCUAAAAUAAGUCCAUAAUAUUACUAGGGUGAACAUUGCUCCUUGAUCCCCUACAAGGUUAUUUAUUAAAGUGAGAAUUGCCUGGAAUUCAAAGUGUAUUCAAAAUAAUUUCAAAAUUUAGGAUAAAAUAACUGAAUUAGAAAAGUUCUCCAGGUUAAUUUUGUUUUCAGUUUGGCUAUUUUCGCAUUAAAUUUGAAAUUGUAAUUCCUGAUAAUUCAUACUUUAGAAAUUCUGUAAAUGUUCUGUACGCUACUACAUAUUGGGAACAAAAUAAAUCUAGUGCUCUCCUAGACUAGGGUUAUAACGCUCUGUAUUCUCCUAUACUAGGGUUAUAAUGCUGUGUACUCUCCUAUACCAGGGUUAUAAUGCUGUGUACUCUCCCAUACUAGGGUUAUAACGAUGUGUACUCUCCUAUACUAGGGUUAUAACGAUGUGUACUCUCCUAUACUAGGGUUAUAAUGCUGUGUACUCUCCCAUACUAGGGUUAUAACGAUGUGUACUCUCCUAUACUAGGGUUAUAACGCUGUGUAUUCUCAUAGACUAGGGUUAUAAUGCUGUGUACUCUCCUAUAUUAGGGUUAUAAUGCUGUGUACUCUCCUAUACUAGGGUUAUACCGCUGUGUAUUCUCAUAGACUAGGGUUAUAAUGCUGUGUACUCUACUAUAUUAGGGUUAUAACACUGUGUACUCUCCUAUACUAGGGUUAUAACAAUGUGUACUCUCCUAGACUAGGGUUAUAAGCUGUGUACUCUCCUAUACUAGGGUUAUAAUGCUGUGUACUCUCCUAUACUAGGGUUAUAAUGCUGUGUAUUCUCCUAGACUAGGGUUAUAACGCUGUGUAGUCUCCUGGACUAGGGUUAUAACGCUGUAUACUCUCCUAUACUAGGGUUAUAGCACUGUGUAUUCUCCUAGACAAGGGUUAUAAUGCUGUGUAUUUUCCUAGACUAGGGUUAUAACGCUGUGUACUAUCCUAUACUAGGGUUACAGGGAUCCAGUGCUUCUACAUAGAGAAAAGGAUGAUACGGUUGCAGUAUUCAGACACUAAGGAUGUUCAGAUAGCAGUGCUCUCACACUAGGGACGUUCCGGUCGCACUGCUCUCACACUAGGGACGUUCCGGUCGCAGUGCUCUCACACUAGGGACGUUCCGGUCGCACUGCUCUCACACUAGGGACGUUCCGGUCGCAGUGCUCUCACACUAGGGAUGUUCCGUCGCAGUGCUCUCACACUAGGGAGGGUCAGAUCGCAUUGCUCUCACACUAGGGACGGACAGAUCGCAGUGCUCUCACACUAGGGACGGUCAGAUCGCAGUGCUCUCACACUAGGGACGUUCCGGUCGCAGUGCUCUCACACUAGGGACGUUCAGGUCACAGUGCUCUCACACUAGAGACGUUCCGGUCGCAGUGCUCUCACACUAGGGACGGUCAGAUCGCAGUGCUCUCACGCUAGGGACGUUCCGGUCGCACUGCUCUCACACUAGGGACGUUCCGGUCGCAGUGCUCUCACACUAGGGAUGUUCCGGUCGCAGUGCUCUCACACUAGGGAGGGUCAGAUCGCAUUGCUCUCACACUAGGGACGGACAGAUCGCAGUGCUCUCACACUAGGGACGGUCAGAUCGCAGUGCUCUCACACUAGGGACGUUCCGGUCACAGUGCUCUCACACUAGGGACGUUCAGGUCACAGUGCUCUCACACUAGAGAUGUUCCGGUCGCAGUGCUCUCACACUAGGGACAGUCAGAUCGCAGUGCUCUCACACUAGGGACAUUCCAGUCGCAGUUCUCUCACACUAGGGAUGUUCCGGUCGCAGUGCUCUCACACUAGGGACAGUCAGAUCGCAUUGCUCUCACACUAGGGACGGACAGAUCGCAGUGCUCUCACACUAGGGACGGUCAGAUCGCAGUGCUCUCACACUAGGGACAUUCCAGUCGCAGUGCUCUCACACUAGAGACAUUCCGGUCGCAGUGCUCUCACACUAGGGACGGUCAGAUCGCAGUGCUCUCACACUAGGGACGUUCCGGUCGCAGUGCUCUCACAUUAGGGAUGUUCCGGUCGCAGUGCUCUCACACUAGGGAUGUUCAGAUCGCAGUGCUCUCACACUAUGGACGUUCCGGUCGCACUGCUCUCACACUAGGGACGUUCCGGUCGCAGUGCUCUCACACUAGGGAUGUUCCGUCGCAGUGCUCUCACACUAGGGAGGGUCAGAUCGCAUUGAUUCUACACUAGGACGACAGAUCGCAGUGCUCACACUAUUAGGGACGGUCAGAUCGCAGUGCUCACACUAGGGACGCCCGGCCGCAGUGCUCUCUACACUAGGGUUCAGUCAGCGCUCUCACACUAGAGACGCCCGUCGCAGUGCUCACACUAGAGACGGCUCCAGACCGCAGUGCUCUCACGCUUAGACGCCCGCCCACUGCUCACAUCUAGGGACGUUCCGGUCGCAGUGCUCUCACACUAGGGAUGUUCCGGUCGCAGUGCUCUCACACUAGGGAGGGUCAGAUCGCAUUGCUCUCACACUAGGGACGGACAGAUCGCAGUGCUCUCACACUAGGGACGGUCAGAUCGCAGUGCUCUCACACUAGGGACAUUCCAGUCGCAGUGCUCUCACACUAGAGACAUUCCGGUCGCAGUGCUCUCACACUAGGGACGGUCAGAUCGCAGUGCUCUCACACUAGGGACGUUCCGGUCGCAGUGCUCUCACAUUAGGGAUGUUCCGGUCGCAGUGCUCUCACACUAGGGACGUUCCAGUCGCAGUGCUCUCACAUUAGGGACGUUCCGGUCGCAGUGCUCUCACACUAGGGACUUGUAGAGGGAAUGCAGAGUUAGAAUCUUGACAUGAGAUGUACAUAGACUCUGUCAGCCGGCUUAGACAUUGUAACCCGACAAUACAUGUUUGAAGCAGCGCCAUCUACUGGUUGAAGGAAGCGAUUUGCACUGAUUUUCAUAUUUGCAUACCACAGGCACUGCAGACAGGUUUUUAUUGUCACCUAGCUCCCCCUCCUUUUGGCAGAGUUAUAUUUUAUUAUUGCCUGCAUGUUUCCCCAUUCUGUUCUCACCAUGAGUUGAAUGUCUAAUUGUGAAAGGAUAGUCCCAGUUUAGAAUAAAGCUGUCUAAGCCUGGUCCUCUAAGGCCCCGGAUUGUUAUGGUUCUCUGAAUUAGUGGGAGAAUGCUGGUCUGAAGUCUGAUACCUGCCUGGGAGACGGAACAGGUAGAUGGAAUGAUACCUGCCUGGGAGACGGAGCAGGUAAAUGGAAUGAUACCUGCCUGGGAGAAGGAGCAGGUAGAUGGAAUGAUACCUGCCUGGGAGAAGGAACGGGUAGAGGGAAUGAUAACUGCCUGGGAGACGGAGAAGGUAGAUGGAAUGAUACCUGCCUGGGAGAUGGAGCAGGUAGAUGGAAUGAUACCUGCCUGGGAGAAGGAGCAGGUAGAGGGAAUGAUACCUGCCUGGGAGACAGAGCAGGUAGAGGGAAUGAUACCUGCCUGGGAGACGGAGCAGGUAGAGGGAAUGAUACCUGCCUGGGAGAAGGAGCAGGUAGAUAGAAUGAUACCUGCCUGGGAGAUGGAGCAGGUAGAGGGAAUGAUACCUGCCUGGGAGACGGAGCAGGUAGAGGGAAUGAUACCUGCCUGGGAGAAGGAGCAGGUAGAUGGACUGAUACCUGCCUGGGAGAAGGAGCAGGUAGAGGGAAUGAUACCUGCCUGAGAGAAGGAGCAGGUAGAGUGAAUGAUACCUGCCUGAGAGAAGGAGCAGGUAGAGGGAAUGAUACCUGCCUGGGAGACGGAGCAGGUAGAUGAAAUGAUACCUGUCUGGGAGAUGGAGCAGGUAGAGGGAAUGAUACCUGCCUGGGAGACGGAGCAGGUAGAUGGAAUGAUACCUGCCUGGGAGAUGGAGCAGGUAGAGGGAAUGAUACCUGCCUGGGAGACGGAGCAGGUAGAGGGAAUGAUACCUGCCUGGGAGAAGGAGCAGGUAGAUGGACUGAUACCUGCCUGGGAGAAGGAGCAGGUAGAGGGAAUGAUACCUGCCUGGGAGAAGGAGCAGGUAGAGGGAAUGAUACCUGCCUGAGAGAAGGAGCAGGUAGAGGGAAUGAUACCUGCCUGGGAGACGGAGCAGGUAGAUGAAAUGAUACCUGUCUGGGAGAUGGAGCAGGUAGAGGGAAUGAUACCUGCCUGGGAGACGGAGCAGGUAGAUGAAAUGAUACCUGCCUGGGAGAAGGAGCAGGUAGAGGGAAUGAUACCUGCCUGGGAGAAGGAGCAGGUAGAGGGAAUGAUACCUGCCUGGGAGACGGAGCAGGUAAAGGGAAUGAUACCUGCCUGGGAGAUGGAGCAGGUAGAUGGAAUGAUACCUGCCUGGGAGACGGAGCAGGUAGAUGGAAUGAUACCUGCCUGGGAGAAAGAGCAGGUAGAUGGAAUGAUACCUGCCUGGGAGACGGAGCAGGUAGAUGGAAUGAUACCUGCCUGGGAGACGGAGCAGGUAGAGGGAAUGAUACCUGCCUGGGAGACGGAGCAGGUAGAUGGAAUGAUACCUGCCUGGGAGAAGGAGCAGGUAGACGGAAUGAUACCUGCCUGGGAGAAGAAGCAGGUAGAGGGAAUGAUACCUGCCUAGGAGACGGAGCAGGUAGAGGGAUUGAUACCGGCCUGGGAGAAGGAACAGGUAGAUGGAAUGAUACCUGCCUGGGAGACACAGCAGGUAGACGGAAUGAUACCUGCCUGGGAGACGGAGCAGGUAGAUGGAAUGAUACCUGCCUAGAAGAUGGAGCAGGUAGAGGGAAUGAUACCUGCCUGGGAGACGGAGCACACAUGCCUAUCCAUUUGGUAAAAAGCUAGACCUUACCACGAAGAUUCCUUGCACGGGUCCCUGGUGCUAGGAGAAAAUGGACAGAUGACAGUCAAACCUGGUUCUAGGAGCAGAUUAGACACUGUAACAGGCACAUAUAUUGAAGCUGGAUUAGACAAUGGAACAAGACCAGAUAUAGCAUUAGAAUUACUGGAACAGUACUACCGGAGCAGAAUUAAAAUAAAACUAGUGUUAGAAAUACAAAUGUGUUCAACGUCCUUCAAUAAACAUCCUUCUACAAAACGGAAUGUUUUUAAUUGCGGUACUAAAAGGACUAGACCGCUACACCCAGACCACUUCAUAGAGAUGGGUGCCUUUAGUGGUCCAUUAAACAUGAGAGAUGGAGUAGAACUAGUUAUAGGAGCAUGAUUAGAUACUAAAAAAAUAGGCAACUUACCUGGGGUCCACUGAGCACCAGUCAUCUACUCCAGGAGAGCCGGAAGCUCUCUACACUGAGCUAGCCCGGUGGAGCGGGUCUUAACUCAUUGGCUGAGAGCUGACACUUUCAGACAACCAACUGGCUUAACUUUAUAAACUUAGUGAAGUUCAUAAAGAUUCAGCUCUUCUGGACCUUUGAAUAGUGGACCCCACGUAUACUUCAAAGGUUUUGUGUGUUUACCCUGGGAGGACAUGAGUGCAUCCUGGCACAAUAACCAUUGUAGCACGCAAUAGUGGUUAUAUUGCUUUAAAUACCCAAUCCUUAGAAACAUUUAUUUCCACUCAGCUAGCUAAAAUGUCCCUUUCUUAACAAAAUGGCGAUUCAUUUUCUGUAAUAAGUGCAUGAUUUUUUGUGAUAUUUAUAUUUAUCUUUAACACAUGUUGGAGGAUAUAUCAAGACUAAACAGGUGGUAUUCUUAGUACAAAGUGUUAAAGGGACACUGCGGUCACCCCAAAAAAGUAAAAUCUAAGAUAUACCUAGAUUACUAGAUAUACCCUAGAAAUCCAAACAUCCUUGCAUUGAAUUAUACAUUUUUUCAUUAGGAGUAUAUAUAAAUACAGCUUGCAAAAGCUACAGAUCUCGUCUGCUGCCUUUGCAAACCCUCCCCUUCUAACCCCGCCCAGACUUUCUGCGGCUGUCCAAUCACAGACUUCCCAAUGCAGCUCAAUGAGAAGUCUUUGCAAGGCAGGUGCUCUGGGCAAUUGCUGCCUCUUGAGCUUAUCCUCACUAAACUAAACAAACCAGUUAGUAACAGGACCGGUUGUCGGAUUGACAGCCAAGGGGUGUAACCAGGUUAGUUUAUAAAUGUACCAAGUAACUGUGAAAUCUGCACUUUUUGUAAAACACACUCUUCACAAAUAAAGCAUUUCAGCAAGGUUCAGAGACUUUCUAGUGGUUGUCAUGGUGACGACCCCUCACUCUCCUCCAUAAGGAGCUAAAUCAAAGUGAUGCCAGAAGGGCACUAAAUAGAGGACUGGAAGGAAAAUUUGGCCUGAAAAUAACCAACACACCUUGUGCACCCUUAGACCUACUGGCUAUUGCACAAUUAACCUUCAAAAGCAUUUAAACAGCUGGCAAUGGGGUGAGCAAGGGAAGAACUUGGUAUCAGUUCUAAUGACAGCUCUACUUUAAUCUGUUUGACAUUUAAUCUUCACUUUUAUAAACAUUAUUUUGAACUUGUACCAUUUCUGACCUUUCACUUCCAUAGUUUAGUAGAUACAACCUGGUCUGUACUUGUGCAGCCUGUACAUGGUGAUCUUCUCUGUAACACAUGGAAAAAAUCCAUAGUGAGAAGCCAGAACUAUAGAGAGGAACUAGGAACCAUAGUUAGGAGCCAAAAACCAUAGAGAGGAACUAGGACCCAUAGUUAGGAGCCAGAAACCAUAGAGAGGAGCCAGAAACCAUAGAGAGGAAUUAGGACCCAUACAUAGGAGCCGGAAACCAUAGAGAGGAACUAGGACCCAUAAAUAGGAGCCAGAAACCAUAGAGAGGAAUUAGGACCCAAAGAUAGGAGCCGGAAACCAUAGAGAGGAACUAGGACCCGUAGAGAGGAUCUAGAAACCAUAUAGAGGAACUAGGACUCAUAGAUAGGAGCCUAAACCAUAGAGAGGAACUAGGACUGAUAGAGAGGAUCUAGAAACCAUAGAGGGGAACUAGGACCCAUAGAGAAGAUCUAGGAACAAUAUAUAGGAGCCAGAAACCAUAGAGAGGAACUAGGAACAAUAGAGAGGAAACAGGAACCAUGGAGAGAAACUAUGCCCCAUAGAAAAGAUCCAGAAGUUAUAGAAAAUAGCCAGGAACCAGAGAGAGGAGCCACAGAGUAAGUGAGGAACCAUCGAACGGCAACAGGAACCAUAGAGAGAAAUUAAAAGCAAAACCAUAGAGAAGAGCAAGGAAACAUACGGAGGAACUAGGAACCAUAGAGAGGUGCUGUCAGACUCAAUGAGACAUCAUGCAUAAUAUGUCAGAGGGGCAAGAGGUCACCAAGUCCUCUCCAGGAUUCAGGAAAAUAACAGAACUGGCUUAAUAAUAAAAUAUAACAUCCAGGACUGGCAGGUCAAUAUACCAUGGCCAUCUAUUUUAUCAUUCACUAAUCUGCAAUAAAUAUAUCUGUAAUAUAUAAAUAGUAUGGAGACUGCCCUCGAAAAUUCACAUCAUUCUGAUCUAAAAUACACAUUUUAACAAAAAUCAAGUCAGCAAAGUAUGUAUAUUAUAUUUUUCUGCUAACAUUGACCUUUAUAUUCAGAGUAAACACUGACUCCAGCAGGUAAAAUAAUGUCAUUAAAGCAGGAAUUGUACAGAAGGUAAAGGUCUUUUACACCAGAAUAGCUGCACUGGUAACAUUCUCCAACCCAGAUAUUGUAUCAGUAACUAUUUUGGCUUAAGUAGUGCAAUUCCUCUCCUUUAUCAACUUCCCACAAUUCCCCUUUUGAACAAAGUUAGCAGUGAUCAGUAACCAGCCCAGCAGAUUGCCUUAAAGGUAACCACUAAACACCAUAAGCACUACAGCAGGCUCAGAGUCCUUCUUAAUCUCGCCAAGGAAUAUCCAAAAAGCAAGUCUCCCUGGGCGAGAUAAGCUAUUACCAUCUGUAAUGUGACCGGUAAAAAUAUACCAUGUGGCUAUCAGACACAAGCUGCAAUGAGAGAAAGGGUUUCUGGAUAAAAAGUCUUGGGCUCACUUUUUCGGCUGCAUUUUUGGCACUUUUCCCGUUUGUGCCAACGCAUUUUCUUAUUUACAAGACAAAAUAUACAAAAAGUAUAUAGUUGUGUAGGCGCUUCCAACCUUAAAUGCAAACAAUAUGAGUGAGUGUGAAAAAAGGUGUAAUCCCUUAACACCCAAAGACAAAAUAGAAAGAUAAAUAGAUUUCAUUAUUAUUACCAGUAUAUAUAGCAUAUAUGCUGGUGGAGCAUUACCUAUUGUAGUUUGUUAAAGAGUUGGCGCCUGAAAUAAAUGGAAUAUAUAAAGUUAUAGCUGUGAGCUGGAAUAGUGUUUGGCGUAAUAUCACGUUUCGAUAGAUUUCGUUGAAGAAUCGAGGUUCAUUAGAUAGGCCAUUGAAAUAAAAUAUAUAAUAAUCAGUAAUAUUGCAUCAAGAAUAUGGCUGUACCAGUAGUGGAACAUAGUCAAUAAGACGCCAGAAAGUUCCACAGAGCAGUCCAGUAAACUGACUUCUAUUGGGACUUUUUUCGCGUAUUUUCUUAUUGUUUAUGUAUUGUAGUGUUCCACCGUUUUUCUUUAAAGUUUUGGCCAUAUUUAUGUGCAAUACUGUAUUAUAUUUCAUGAUUAUACCUGCCUUGUCCCUAGUUAUUUCAACACAUUUCAAUAUUUUAUUUCAAUAAAUUUGUAUCUACAUCUAUUACUGUGGACCCCGAAGUUCUUCCAACAGGAAUCUAUCGAGCCUGAAUAGGCACCCAAGAGUGAUGUGCAUAGAGCCUAUGAGGCUCCACCUUUGUGAGUUCAAUCCACAUAUAUUAUAACUUGUUUAUUUUAAUCUAUAUGGAAAGCACUAUGUAUGUUCCAUUUGUUUUUCAGAUGUAACCAACAUACUUACGUCUACAAUAGGUGGUAUACCUAUUUAUGUAUAUAUCUUGUAUAUACUUUUUUUUGAGUGUGUGUGAAUCUAUCUAUUUAUCUUGCAUUUUCUUAUUUGCUCCAAAAUAUUCCUAUCUGUGCCUAUUCUGUCAUUUGAGAUUUUUCUUCCCUUUUGGUUCUCUUUAUGUAGCUUUGCAAAUUAGUUGCUUCCCAUCUAUAAAAUAAGGGUGCAAAUAUGCACCUUAACAAAAAUCCUUUUAAAAAAUAUAAAAUGUCAAAUUCAUCUCCCCCCCCCCCCUAGUAAUAUUGUAUCAGUUAUCUUAUUUUGUGAAUAUAAUAAAUGGUAAAAUUGUCAGAAAAAAAUAAUAUUCUGAAAAGGUAAUAAAAAGUGGCUACAAAAUUUUUAUUAUUUAUGCAUUACAGAAAAGGCAGGAAAAAGUCGCCACUAUGUAAAUGGUGGGGUUAUAGUUUUAUAAAUAAGAAAAUGGCACAUUUGCACAAAACUAACGUAAACGUGAAUGCAAACGUGACAGUUUUCAUACAUAAACCCCGUCAUUUCUGAGGGUAUGAUAUAUUAUGUGUUAUGUCUAUACCAGGCACAACCUCCGUCCCAACGCGAGCUGCCCCAGUCUCAAUCUCUGAAGAUGUGGCUUCCUCAGGAAUAAGUGAGGCCCCUGGAGUCCUCACCACUGCAGUUGGUGGAGCCUUCUCUUUACCUCCUCCAAUCAGCACACUUACUCCACCAUCACCUGCCCCCACUGGGGGUCCUGGACCCUCGCCUGAUGGAGAGGAAGAGACUACCACCACAUUGAUCACCACCACAACCGUGACUACAGUACAUAGUCCAGGUAAGAGAACAAUUGACUGACAGCUUACCAGCAUACUCAUUGUAAAUAGAAUGUACCUGUAUAACGUCAGAAAAUAAGGUACUGUACAUGUGUAUUGACUGUAUUUAACUUAAUGCAUUCAUAUACUGACUGUAGCUAGAACGAUGCAUGUUACUGAUUGCAUAUUUAUUUCAAAUGUGUAACUGACUGUAUGUAUAUUGAAUGUGUAUACUGACUGUAUGUGUAUAUAAACACAUAUAUGUUCAUACUGAAUAUAAAACUCUCAAUGUGUGCUGACUAUAGGUGUAUCUUGAUACACUGAAGGUCAGUUACACCUACCGUCAGCUACACACCUGUAUAUUGACAAUGGACAACGUAUAACUGACUGUAUGUGAAUAAUGACAAUGUUUAAUUGACUGUAUGUGUAUAGUGACAAUGUUUAACUGACUGUAUGUGUAUAGUGACAAUGUUUAACUGACUGUAUGUGUAUACUGACCGUGUGUAACUGACUAUGUGUAUACUGACAGUGUGUAACUGACUGUAUACUGACAAUGUGUCACUGACUGUAUGUGUAUACUGACAACGUGUAACUGACUGCAUACUGACAAUGUGUCACUGACUGUAUGUGUAUACUGACAGUGUGUAACUGACUAUGUGUAUACUGACAGUGUGUAACUGACUGUAUACUGACAAUGUGUCACUGACUGUAUGUGUAUACUGACAACGUGUAACUGACUGUAUGUGAAUACUGACAACGUGUCACUGACUGUAUAAUGACAAUGUGUCACUGACUGUAUGUGUAUACUGACAAAGUGUAAAUGACUGUAUGUGAAUACUGACAACGUGUCACUGACUGUAUGUGUAUACUGACAAUGUGUAACUGAGUGUAUGUGUAUACUGACAGUGUGUCACUGACUGUAUGUGAAUACUGACAGUGUGUAACUAACUGUAUGUGUAUACUGACAAUGUGUAACUGACUGUAUGUAUAUACUGACAGUGUGUCACUGACUCUAUGUGUAUACUGACAACGUGUAACUAACUGUAUGUGUAUACUGACAGUGUGUCACUGACUGUAUGUGAAUACUGACAACGUGUAACUGAUUGUAUGUGUAUACUGACAACGUGUAACUGACUGCAUGUGAAUACUGACAGUGUGUAACUGAUUGUAUGUGUAUACUGACAGUGUGUAACUGACUGUAUGUGUAUACUGACAACGUGUAACUGACUGUAUGUGUAUACUGACAACGUGUAACUGACUGUAUGUGUAUACUGACAACGUGUAACUGAUUGUAUGUGUAUACUGACAACGUGUAACUGACUGCAUGUGAAUACUGACAGUGUGUAACUGACUGUAUGUGAAUACUGACAACGUGUAACUGACUGUAUGUGAAUACUGACAACGUGUAACUGACUGUAUGUGUAUACUGACAAUGUGUAACUGGCUGUAUGUGUAUACUGACAGUGUGUAACUGAUUGUAUAUGUAUACUGACAACGUGUAACUGACUGCAUGUGAAUACUGACAGUGUGUAACUGACUGCAUGUGAAUACUGACAGUGUGUAACUGACUGUAUGUGAAUACUGACAACGUGUAACUGACUGUAUGUGUAUACUGACAGUGUGUAACUGACUGUAUACUGACAAUGUGUCACUGACUGUAUGUGUAUACUGACAACGUGUAACUGACUGUAUGUGAAUACUGACAACGUGUCACUGACUGUAUACUGACAAUGUGUCACUGACUGUAUGUGUAUACUGACAAAGUGUAAAUGACUGUAUGUGAAUACUGACAACGUGUCACUGACUGUAUGUGUAUACUGACAAUGUGUAACUAACUGUAUGUGUAUACUGACAAUGUGUAACUGAGUGUAUGUGUAUACUGACAGUGUGUCACUGACUGUAUGUGAAUACUGACAGUGUGUAACUAACUGUAUGUGUAUACUGACAAUGUGUAACUGACUGUAUGUAUAUACUGACAGUGUGUCACUGACUCUAUGUGUAUACUGACAACGUGUAACUAACUGUAUGUGUAUACUGACAACGUGUCACUGACUGUAUGUGAAUACUGACAACGUGUAACUGAUUGUAUGUGUAUACUGACAACGUGUAACUGACUGCAUGUGAAUACUGACAGUGUGUAACUGAUUGUAUGUGUAUACUGACAGUGUGUAACUGACUGUAUGUGUAUACUGACAAUGUGUAACUGACUGUAUGUGUAUACUGACAACGUGUAACUGACUGUAUGUGUAUACUGACAACGUGUAACUGAUUGUAUGUGUAUACUGACAACGUGUAACUGACUGCAUGUGAAUACUGACAGUGUGUAACUGACUGUAUGUGAAUACUGACAACGUGUAACUGACUGUAUGUGAAUACUGACAACGUGUAACUGACUGUAUGUGUAUACUGACAAUGUGUAACUGGCUGUAUGUGUAUACUGACAGUGUGUAACUGAUUGUAUGUGUAUACUGACAACGUGUAACUGACUGCAUGUGAAUACUGACAGUGUGUAACUGACUGCAUGUGAAUACUGACAGUGUGUAACUGACUGUAUGUGAAUACUGACAACGUGUAACUGACUGUAUGUGUAUACUGACAAUGUGUAACUUACUAAUGUUUUAUCUUCCUCUAGUUCUCUGUAAUAACAAUAUAUCAGAAUCAGAGGGGGUGCUUGAGGCCCCGGAUUAUGCUGGUGGAUCCUUUUUUGGGGGUCUUGACUGUACAUACAGCGUGUCUGUAUAUCUGGGAUAUGGAGUGGAGAUACGGGUAAGUAGAUUAGGGUCUGGGAAAUGACGUACAUACUUGUCUAGGUUGGAAAAAUAAUAAAGUCCUUUAAGUUCAAAGUGAUAAAGAGGAGCAGUUAGAAUAGAGAGAGGUCGUAUCAAACCCAGAAUGGAUGGGACACACCUGUGUAGAAAUCAGACUCUCUGCGCCCCUGGAAUAUGGGAAGGUAUUAUUGUGUAAUGUAAAAUAUAAGGUUUCCUAUUGUCUCUUUUUUCUGAAUUCCCUCUGCCUAUACACAUAGCUCUCAUUCUGGUCCAAUAUACAAAUAUUGAUGGCAGCUCUUAUCUAAUUCGAUCAUCUAUAACUUAUAUUUGGUCUUAAAUAAAGAAUUUAAAAAUAAAAAUCGGACUAGGCAAAAAAAACAAAACACAAAAAAACCCAAAAACAAACCCCACUCUCUCUGAUUUUAGGGUUAACCCCAGCAAAAACCUGGACUACCAGAGGUUUAGGGAUAUCACUAGUGGGAUUCCUGUCAUAUAAUUUGCUCAAAAAGCCAAUCAGAAGGCAAUAGAUUAAAUGGGUUAUUUAAUACAAUGACAAAGAGCAGAGUGUCUAGCCCCAUUGAUCUUACUCAGUGUAGCUGCGCAUGUCACAGAGUCCACAGAACAGAGACAUUCCACUGAUUCACUUACUGGGGAAACACGCCAACCGUGGGCUGAAAAUAGCCCGACUGGAAUAAUUCUCCAAUCCUGUUUUUGUAGUUUGGCUGCUGUAUCUUUCACACAAUGUUAACAAAACCUAACUGCUUUACCCUUUAUGGGGAGGGAGAGAGGUAUAUCUCUCGAUGUUAUGGGAGAGACUUUACACAGUUUAGUAAAUUGUAUGUGGAUGGUCAGAUAACCAGCUGUUAAAUAACUUAUGGUGACGUGCAAGUCAUUCAACUGGCAGAGCAUCGUUUGGGUUCUAGUCUCCAGUCUUCCCUUUUCCCAGCCCUGGUUUAGUACAUGGGUGCUACAGUACAACACAAGACCUAUACAGGUGUCUUUAUGGUGAGAUGUUGUAUUUACACAGCCCUGUAGUUAAAAGGAAGGGUAGGCGUAGUGGGUGGGGUUAAACUGUUCAUGAGCUUCUCCCUGUGUGCAUCAUAGGUGGAGAAGUUGAACCUGUCUAAGGACGAAGUUCUGAGUGUGGAGGGACUCGAAGAAGACCGCCGCUUCCUUCUGGCCAAUGAAACGCUAAUGGCUGAGGGCCAGGUGAUCCGCAGCCCAACCAAUCAUAUAUCAGUGCGCUUCCAAACUUAUCGUACCACCAACCCAGGGGCCUUUAAACUCCGUUACCAAGGUAAUGGGGCAAAAAUGUGUAUUAUACACAAAGCAUGCCGACCACAUUAAAACACACACAGAGCCAUGUCUCUUGUAUUGUGAUUACUGCUCUCUGUAUUGAAUACAUUGACAGACACAUGAUGAUUAAACAUUUUUCCAUCUUGUAGCGUUUGUCCUGAGCUGUGUAUUUCCCGCACGGCCAGAGAAUGGGGAGGUAACCGUCACAGACCUGCACCCUGGGGGUGCAGCCAAUUUUCGCUGUGCCCCUGGUUUUACACUAAAAGGUGGGAAUUCAUUGGUCUGCCUCAAUAUCACCCGACCGCAGUGGAGUGGGAACCCACCUGUGUGUGCAGGUGAGCUGGAUACAUAAACGAUACCAUACAUAUCAUCACAUUCUAUUUUUAAAAAGGGGCUUAUUAACUAAACUAUGAAAUGUGGAGAUUUGUUAAGGAAAUUGUACAUUUAAUGCCACAAUAGCUGAGCUACAGAAUGGUAGUCUUUCCAAUAUGGAUAAUUUUACCUAAACUGUGCAAUUCUCUGUGUAAAAGUGAGAAAAGUAGUUAUUAUCUACAACAUGCUAGUGGAAACCAUUCUAGCACAUACGGUAUAUUGCUCCAACCAGAGAGAUGAUUGAUUACUGAAAUUCAUUUCGAUCAUUUUAUUGUGCUUCAGUUAUCUCUACUGAACGAAAAGUUCCAAUGGAAGGAAAGUCACCAUAGCAAUAAAAAUAAAAUCAGAACUGCAACUUUUUGUUCUCUUGCAUAGAGCCGUUUACGUAACAGGGUUAAUUUAUAAAAUCUCUGGUGAAAUUUGCACUUUUUGUAAAAGUAAAAAAAAGGUCACAGCUCAACUGUUUCAGUUUUGUGGAGUGUCCUUUUAAAACAAUCUCCAAAAUGAUGGUUCCUUGGGAUUUAGAAGUUUUGAGAUUUUGGGGUGCAUUAAAUCAACGAGGGAUAAAUCUCUGGGUAUCUUUUCUUAGCAUCCUGCGGAGGAAUCAUUCGAAAUGCCACAGUGGGGCGCAUUGUAUCGCCUGAUGUUUCUGGUAACCAUGGAAACAAUCUUAGCUGCCACUGGCUGAUUGAGGCGGCAGAGGGACAGCGGCUUCACCUGCAUUUUGAGAGGGUGUCAUUGGAUGAAGAUAAUGACAGGUAGGUGGCUAAUACUUUGGAGGGGUGUAUCUAUGUUAUGGCCCUGUCUUUAUUUCCCUAACUUGUUCUCUGUCUCCCCCUGCAGGCUGGUGGUUCGCUCAGGGAGCUCACCAUUAUCGCCACUGGCGUAUGAUUCGGAUAUAGAUGACGCCCCAGAGAGAGGUCUUCUGAGCGACGCACAGUCCUUUUACAUUGAACUUGUCUCGGAGAAUGCCGUCGUCCCAUUACUUCUCAGCUUACGCUAUGAAGGUGACCGUCUCUAAUAUUGCUUUCUAACUCCCUGUUUCACAAUUAUAUUCUGUCAUUUCUCAGUGCCCUCGUAUUGUUACCCUAUCUCGGUGCUCUAUCUCCAGGUUACCUUGUAGUCUUAUCCCUGUCUCGGUGCUCUAUCUCUGGGUUACCUUGUAGUCUUAUCCCUGUCUCGGUGCUCUAUCUCUGGGUUACCUUGUAGUGUUAUCCCUGUCUCUGUGCUCUAUCUUUGGGUCUCCUUGUAGUGCUAUAAUAAAUCUUUAUGUGCUAGCUUGUAAUGUUAUCACUCUCUAUGUGCUAGCUUGUAAUGUUAUCACUCUGUAUGUGUUCGCUUGUAAUGUUAUCACUUUCUAUGUGCUCGUCUGUAAUGUUAUUACUCUUUAGCUAGCUUGCUGUAAUACGUGCUCAUUCUCUGACUCUAUGCUUUAGAUCACUAUCUAGCUAGCAGCAGUUAGUGCUCUUUCCCUGAUUUUAUGGUCUGCGGUCACUCUUCUCUGCAGUAUUUAGCAGUGUCCUGGCCACAUGAUACCGUUUUCUUUCUCUUGCAGUUUUCUCCGAGUCUCGUUGCUAUGAGCCAUUCCUGGCCCAUGGAAAUUUUAGCACCACGGAUCCACUUUUUGGUCCUGGGGCGCUGGUGUCAUUCUCCUGCAAUGCAGGCUACAUGCUGGAGCAGGGUCCACCUGUGAUAGAGUGCGUUGAUCCCGCCGAUCCUCACUGGAACGAGAGCGAGCCUGUGUGCAAAGGUAAGAGCCCGUGGUACAAACUAUCUGGAUUAAAUCUGUAGCAGUAGGAGAUUACUACUGGAGACUCUGUGUCCUUGGUCUGCGAGCGGCUGGGUCUGAUUAUUGUCCAAAGCAGGACAGGAAUGACUGGCAGGAGCAGAUGGGGUUACAGAAUGCUGAACGUGGAGAAAUUACCCUAGAUACAAGAGAGGAUAGAUGUGUAUUAAGCAUAGCCUUGUACCUCCAGGGAGGGGAAAUACAGAGACAGAACUCAUAACCUAAAACGAGCUUGGUGUCAGGGAGUCACAGACAACACAAACAUGGGUUAGGGCAGUCAAACUAUUGUACCCCCCAACUCCCCUGGGUGCAGCGGGACAGUCCUACAAUCGGACUCCGGAGACAAGUCUGCAUGAAGCCCAGCUAGAACCUGCCCAUCCUUGAACCCUCUCACACUAAGCUAACUGAUCUCAGCAGGGAGCCCAUACAAGAGCUCUUCCAUAGCUCACUGUGCGUGGCCUCCGCAGAGCGAGGGCUGAGUGCCCUCCAGGAUGUCACACCCUUUUGGGCAGGCUUUCUCCCUUUUCUGAUCAGUUUGUCAUCGUUGCAUCACUGACUUGUCCUGUGCUCAUAACUGCUGGUAUUAAAAGGUAUAAAUAACAGAACCGUCAGAAAAUAUGGAUUAAUGGAGGUUUGCGAAAGAUUGCAGAUCAAAAUAACAAAAAUUACAAAAAUACUUUCAAACUAUUGCAUAGAAAUGGCUUUCAUAUGAAGAUAAAAACAAUGAACGAGGUCACGUAAAAAACAUUUCAUUGCGUAAUGUGACCUGAAUGACUCUCUCAUCUGGUUUUAUCUCCGAGAUUGUCGUCAUCUCAUCUCAAACUGUGACCUCUUGCCCUGUUCCUACAAAAAGUGCCCCACGCGUUUCGCGACUUAAUUACGGAGCAGUAAAUUUGAAUGUGCAGCUCUGGGAAAUAUCGCUGCAUGCACUAGUUGCCAUGGGAACUAAUGUGGGGCAUGGUUUUAACUCUUGACUGUUCUAAAUCACAGGAAACAGUCUUGUUAAAUGCAAAUUAGAAAAUGCUGGAUAUUCAGAAUAAUGUAAAUACAUAGGUUAAAAAUUCCAUUAUUUAUAGGGGAUUUGAUAUUUGGGAAUAUCAGGUCCAAUAUCAAUGCCUUAAACGUUAUAAUAUCUGUUAAUAAGUCCUUACUUAUGUUUUGUUUUUUCAGUGUAAUUAAGGACUUAUUAAUAGAUAUUAUGGCGAUUAAGCUACUAAUACUGGACUUUAUAUUUGAGAUUUGUGUUAAUACACCUGCAGCAAAAUUCAGAUGGUGAGAUUUCCUCCUUGUCAGACCAGGCGGUUUCUCUUUACUGGUACUUGGGAAAAAACCACAGAAGCAUGCAACAGAUAUAAAGAAUAACAAGAAUAGGAAGCGAUCCCAUACAUUUCUUAAAGGGACACUAUGAACACUAUAAUUGUAAAAAAAUCUUUGAAGUGUUUAUAGUGUCUGGAGCCCCUGGCACCAUUCCUCCGCACAUUGUUAAGCCAUUUUUGAAUGGUAUAAUACUGAAUGAGAGUUCCUCUGUGCUGCACUGGUUAUAACUGCGUGGAACCUACUAUACUGGACAAUUACUGCUUGCAGUUACAUUAAUGAGAAGAAAGCUGUAAGGGACACAGAGCAAUCACAGAGAAACUCUGCUCUAUGGGAGGAUCCUACGCUCGUUACCUCACAUGUCAUUAUAUAACAGGAGUAUAACAUGAGUAUAUCAAACCCAUCCCACCCGCUAGGGCAGCACAGAAACAAAAUGGCAGCCCGUCCUCACUGACUCCAGACAGGUGUUUCAACCUUCAUCAGUCCUCAUCGGUGAGGUGCGGCCAGUGCCGCUCUAAGCGCAGUAAGCAUGGGAUCCUUGAAAACUCUAAAAAUAUACAAAGAAAACGAAACAGAAUCUAUGAAACAAACCCAGAAAACAGACACAUUAACAAUUAGGGUUUGUUCUAGAGUUGUAUCUGCUGCACCCACUGGGGGCGCCGUCGUCUAGCGGCAAUCUGUGUCAAUUCCUUAGUAUUGUUUUGUCUUUCCUGGCAGCACUGUGCGGUGGGGAGAUUUCUGAGCCCGCAGGUAUGAUCCUCUCUCCAGACUGGCCGCAGAAUUAUGGGAAAGGUCAGGACUGCGUGUGGGGCAUCCAUGUACAAGAGGACCGGAGAGUGCUGCUGGAGAUCGAGAUGUGAGAUCGCUUCACAAAUAGCAGAUAUACAAAUAUAUAUAUAAUAUACAGAGUAACAUAUAUAUAACAUACAUACAGCAAUAUAUAUAUAACGUUUAGAGCAACAAUGAGAAUGCUACAAAUAGGAGACAUAACUCGUUUUUUGUUUAAAGAAAGAAUACACAUAUAUAAUUUUUAUAACGGACAUACAAGUAUAUAUAUUAAUACACACAGUGAUUUAAUAAUGUCAAGACAUGGAUUUUAUAAACAUGCUCUAUAUGACUUGAGUAUUCCGUUUAGCUUUUCACCAUGACAUUUGAGCCUUCCUGGUCCGUUUGUAACAAGCACUGUUUAAAGAAUUACUCAGAGAUUAUUCUAAACUGAUAACUGUGUGUAAUUGGUUUUAAAAAUUGAAUUCUCUCAUCCGUGUAUCAGAAAGGGGGAACAUGCUCCAAUGCAGCUAUUCUUUCUGCCGGGCUCUGUAGGCCGGCAUUGGUAAUUCCUUUGUCCCAUUUAGGCUCAGGCACUAUGCAAUGAAUUAUGGGGAACUGAAAACAUAAUUAUCCAACGUGUCUGUUGCAGAGUUUUAAUUUUUUUUUCCAAAUCAUCUAUUUUGGCCUAAAUCUUGCAAUUUGGUUUCCAAUUAGUGAUAAUUCAUUACGUAGUGAAUACAUUGUGUAUUUUCCUACUCAGAAGUAAGGAGUGAGGACGCAGGUACAUAGUAAUCUGCUCUGUGUAAUUAUAGUGUAGCGGGUACUCCUAUCUGUAAUACAUGCAGAAACACGCUAACAAUACAUGUGGUAUAUCAGUAUACAGUAUGGCAAUACGUUUCUUUUUUUCCAUGUCACACAGUCUGAACAUACGGCGCAGUGACGCAUUGACAGUCUAUGAUGGCGAUGACCUCACUGCGCGAGUCCUCGGACAGUACAUGGGAGUUCAUCAGCGGUUCAACCUCUUCUCCUCCGCCAACGACGUCACGUUACAGUUCCAGUCUGACCCGAACGAUCCUGUGUUCAGUAUGAGCCAAGGAUUCAUCAUUCACUUCAAAGGUAUCAGGAGCUCCAUGACCAGCACUAUCCCCACUGCACCGGCUCCCACUAUACCGUGCCACCACUGUACCCUGUCUCCGACUGCACCCUGCCACCACUGUACCCUGUCUCCGACUGCACCCUGCCACCACUGCACCGUCUUCUUCUAUACCCAGUCAUCACUGCACCGCCCCCACUAUACCCUGCCACCACUGCACCAUCUUCUACUUUACCCUACCUUCACUGCACCAUAUUCCACUAUACCGUGCCACCACUGUACCCUAUCUGCAACUGCACCCUGCCACCACUGUACCCUGUCUCCGACUGUACCCUGCCACCACUGCACUGUCUUCUACUAUACCCUGACAUCACUGCACCACCUCCCAUUAUACCCUGCCAUCACUGCACCGCCCCCCACUAUACCCUGCCAUCACUGCACCGCCCACUAUACCCUGCCAUCAUUGCACCACCCCCACUAUACCCUGCCAUCACUGCACCGUCUCCACUAUACCCUGCCAUCAUUGCACCGCCCAUUAUCCCCUGCCAUCAUUGCACCUCCCCACUAUACCCUGCCAUCAUUGCACUAUACCCUGCCAUCAUUGCACCAUGCCAUCAUUGCACCACCCCCACUAUACCCUGCCAUCACUGCACAUAUAGUCUCCCACUAUACCCUGCCAUCAUUGCACUGCCCCCCAUUAUACCCUGCCAUCAUUGCACCGCCCCCACUAUACCCUGCCAUCAAUGGACCGCCCCCCAUUAUACCCUGCCAUCACUGCACCGUCUCCCACUAUACCCUGCCAUCAUUGCACCGCCCCCCACUACACCCUGCCAUUACUGCACCGCCCCCCACUAUACCCUGCCAUUACUGCACCGCCCCCCAUUAUAUCCUGCCAUCACUGCACUGCCCCCAACUAUACCGUGCCACCACUGUACCCUGUCUCCAGCUGCACCCUGAAACCACUGCACCGUCUCCCACUACAUCCUACCAUCACUGCAUCGUCGCCCACUAUACCGUGCCACCACUGUACCCUGUCUCCAGCUGCAUCCUGCCACCACUGCACCGUCUCCCACUAUAUCCUACCGUCACUGCGCCGUCUCCCACUAUAUCCUGCCAUCACUGCACUGCCCCCACUAUACCCAGUCUCCCUCUGCACCUUGUCUCCCACUGAACCCAGCCUCCCACUACACCGAAUCUCUCAUUGUACCAUCUCCCACUGCAACCUGUCUUGCACUGUGUAACGGAUCACCUGGCACCUCGACUGGGUACCUCCGUUGAAGGAUGCUCCUAGCGCUUCCUGAGGACUCCAAGCACUGUAGCAGACACCACAACCACCGAACCGGAGAAGCAUACGAAUGCUCCCAAGCAUAUGAAUGCUAUAAGCAGCUGAACAGGAAAAGCAUACAAUCAGCUUACACUCCUGGCAAUCAGCAUACAAUCCAAUUCCCCCAAUAACGAGACAACACUUCGUUUUGAGGUCAAGCAGAACUGACUGUACUGGCACAUACAGCCUCUUUUAUUCACAAUCCACAAACUUAGUACUGCCCACAGGGUUUUACAGAACAACCAAUAACACACGUACAUUACAGAAAACACUCCCAGCAAUUAUACACAAAAUCCUCCCCUCUGCCUGUGAUCUAAUUAUGGUACACAAUGGGUUAACAUAAUUAUCACAAGCAGGAAAAAUACAGUUUUUAUACAUGCCCUGCCAUCACUGCACCGUCUCCCACUAUACCCUGCCAUCAUUGCACUGCCCCCCAUUAUACCCUGCCAUCACUGCACCGUCUCCCACUAUACCCUGCCAUCACUGCACGUCUCCCACUAUACCCUGCCAUCAUUGCACCACCCCCCACUAUACCCUGCCAUCACUGCACCGUCUCCCACUAUACCCUGCCAUUAUUGCACCGCCCCCCAUUAUAACCUGCCAUCACUGCACCGUCUCCCACUAUACCCUGCCAUCAUUGCACCGCCCCCCAUUAUACCCUGCCAUCACUGCACCGUCUCCCACUAUACCCUGCCAUCAUUGCACCGCCCCCCAUUAUACCCUGCCAUCACUGCACCAUCUCCCACUAUACCCUGCCAUCACUGCACCGUCUCCCACUAUACCCUGUCAUCACUGCACCGUCUCCCACUAUACCCUGCCAUCAUUAAAAUAUAACUUUUAAUGGAUAUACUAAAAUGAAAAAGUGUAAAAGAUAAAAAAACAAAAAGCACAAGGCUAAAUCAAUGUCCUAUAAACUGGCUAAGGCACUGCACCCUCCAAUAGGGGAAAUAGCAAGGAAAGUAUCAAUACAAAGAAAUAAGAUACUUAAUAGUAUAGAAAUGUAACACUUGCUAUAAACAGUGUGGCUAAAGUAAUAGAGGAGACUGUACAGUGCUUGUAUCCUCUAGACUCCUCCUGCAGGACAGAGUCUGCUGGAUAUGAAAGAAAUGCCUCUUGUGCUCAAGUAGUUAGACAGCACACCAAUAUGGUUGCAAAACUACUGCACUAGUGGUGAAGAGGCAGAGGAUGCCUGUGAACUAGGAGGUAUAAGAGGCAGUGAACAGCUAGGAUUUGUGGUAGCAAUCGAUAGAAAUAUAGAGAAUUGAAAAAUCCUAACGCUGGCUUUGAUAAAGAGUCUAAGUGCCUUCGAGGGCACCCUUUAAUAAAUGCCUAUACUGCUUCACUUAACUCCCCAUAGAGAAAUAGUAGACAGAGUAUAGGACUAAGAGAACAGAUGCCUAGCUAUAAGAGCAGGUUCGCUGGUGAGUAAGUGCAGCAGCAGAGGUAUAGCUAGCUAGGCGUCUUGAGCCCCUGACGCGUGCGUUUAUAACUUUAAAAAUAUACGUCCAAUCUUCAUAAAUAUUACAUAUUCAGAAUCAGCACACUUUAAACAUAAACACUCUCAAAAAUCAGACAAAUCCAUCCAGGGGUUAAAAAGUUAGCUGGGAGUCCUUUAUGACCGACCGCAAGCACAUUUUCCUGCCCAAAACAGUUCCAUAGAUUUGGGCUGUGCGGUCGGUCGAUUUUACACAGAAAAAUGACUAAGUCCCAUUCGAAUACACGAACGUUACCGUUCGUGCAUUUAGCUUAGUAUAGCAGUGAGUUCAAACUGCCGAAUGGGACUUAGUCUCUGCAGCUGAAAACUGAGUGUAGGAGAAGGUAAGGGUCAGCGGUGUUCGCUGAAAUGUGUAGCCGAUUUCAGUUCCAUGGAUUUGGCUACACAUACCGCUGACCUCGUUCGAAUGAACAAAGAUGGCUGCCGCCACCACGUGUUCGUUUGUCGAAUGGCGGCCACUUCGACUACUUCGGCUGCAUCCGAAGUGCCAAUUUAAAGCUGCAGAACUGCUCCAAUACAAUUUAAAGGGGCAGCAAGUCUUUUAAGAUCCAAUCUGCUAAAAUAGUCUUUAACAAGCAAUAUCUUCCAACGGGCAUUGUUCCCAAAAGUCACAGUAUGUCCCCAGAUGGUUCUUAAAGGGCCAGCAGCAGCAUAAUAAAAUACAAUAUGCCCAAAUACUGUAUUUAAAGGGCCAAAUCUCCCAGGGGCCAUAGUCAGCAGGCAGGAGGCGGGCAAACAGGCUUCUCCAAUGCCCAGUGGCGAGGUUGGUUUCGCCACACACUGCACUCAGUCUCCCACUGAACCCAGCCUCCCACAAAACCAUCUCCCACUAUACCCUGUCUCCCAAUGUACCACCUUCCACUGCACCCUGAACCCUGUGUCUGAUUGUGCCCAGUGCCCACUGCACCCUAUCCCCCACUAUACUUUGUCUCCCAUUGCACCCUGUCUUCAGUUACACCCUGUCACCCACCAGCUGCCCCCUUUCUGCCUUUGUAUACAGUAACCCUUGUUAUGCCCUUGUAUUCUGUCACCAACCUCUUACUGUAUGAGCUUUCUCUUUCUAGAGGUGCCACGGAAUGACACCUGCCCAGCGCUCCCUGAAGUGGCGUCCGGCUGGAAGACAUCCUCGCACCCAGAUUUAAUUCGUGGCACAGUGGUGACCUAUCAGUGUGAGCCUGGGUAUGACAUCACUGGCUCAGAUAUCCUCACCUGCCAAUGGGAUUUGUCGUGGAGCAACGCCCCACCCACUUGCGAGAAAAGUAAGCCCUGCCCCUACAUGUCAGGAUAACCAUAUUUAGUCUCUUAUUAGCCAUUCCCCUGGCUUUCCUGGGGUUAUGGUUAUGACAUGUUAUUGGCAUGUUGUGUAACAAUAUGUCUGUUUCCUGUCUAGUCCUGAACUGUGCGGAUCCUGGCGAGAUCGGGAAUGGUGUGCGACAGGUUUCAGACCCACGGUUCCCCAUCAGCUCCCGCGUACAGUAUACGUGUAAUGAAGGCUAUACACUGGAGGGCAGUAAGACACUGACCUGCUAUAAUCGGGAUACUGGGACUCCCAAAUGGAGUGACCGCAUCCCCAAGUGUGUCUGUGAGUAUCACCUGUACAACGUUACUGUGCUUCUAUCCCUGGGCACAGCCCAAAGGUAGCCUUAUACUAAUUAUGACCCUCUAAAUAUAAUGCUACGUUAUCUGAAUGUUUCUAUCUUUCAAACAUCAUGCCUGGCAAUUUAUUAGAAUGGAUGAUGUACGGCUCAUCCAUAGCUGGUAGUUUACAAGUAGGAAAAUAACUAGCAUGGUAUCAAGAGUUGGUUAAGCUGUUCAUUCAACUUCCCCUUAAACAUCUGUAUCAUAAAAUAGCAAUAGAUGUAGCCUCCAAUAUCAGCCAUACCCAGAGGGUUUCACAUUUAUAAAUCAAGACUAGAUUUCUCCAAGUAAAUGGUUUAUUUUCUCCAAUCUGUUACAUAAGAAAAUGUGGACUUUAAGGCAUAUGUGAGAUUUGAUGAAGUAUGCUAAAGGUGUCUGGGGGAUCCACAAUGGGAUUCCAGGUUAGAAGUCUAAGAAUUCUUGGGUGUGUGGGAUUAUGGGAGAUAUCUGAUGUGAUAAUGGGGACAUGCUCUAGGAUUCUGGGAAUUACAGUGGGAAAAUGGCGUAGGGGCUAGUCAGUGGGUUCUGGAAGAUUUGCUGUAGAAUUCUGUGAGAUAGACUACUAUGUGGGUAAUCCGAUUAUUUGAGUUUUCCGUACCCAGUUACUUAAUAUUUCGCCCCUGUGAAGAGGCAGAGUGUUCAGACCCCCUACUAGCACGAAGGUCAAGGAAUAAAGAAAUGGUAGGGCGAUCCUUUAGUCCACGUUCCUAUAAUUAGGAACCCUAAUGCCUCCCUCCAUGCUGCUGUGGGCCGGUGAGGUAGAUCUUUGGUCUCCCCACCGGCCCAUGGAGGCUUAGAGCAGAGCCGGCACUCAGAUAGCGCCGGCUCUGUGUGUGUGUGUGUGUGUGUGUGUGUGUGUGUGUGUGUGUAUAUAUAUAUAUGCGUACACACACACACUGUCACAGACACAUUCAGACACACACACACACACUCACAGACACACAUUCACAGACACACACAUACACUCACAGACACACAUUCACAGACACACACACACACUCACACAUACACUCACAGACACACACACACACUCACAGACACACACACACAGACACACACUCACACACUCACACACAGACACACACACACAUUCACAGACACACACUCACACAGAGACAUUCACUCACACAUACACUCACAGACACACACUCACACACACAAGAACAAAUUAUUAUAUUUUAAUAAAAAAAAAAAUGUCCACCCAGCCUCCCUACCUGGAGUGCUGGAGUGGACUUUUCCCUGGGGUCCAGUGGGGCGGGCACCUGUCUGCAUCUCAGCCGCGGCGAGGAGCUGUCUGCUCUGUGCUUCCUCUCGCCGCGCGGGCUGUCUGCUGUAGCUGGGAGCCGGAAUAUGACGUCAUAUUCCGGCUCCCGGCAUCAGCGUGCGGCGAGAGGGAACAGAGAGCAGACAGCUCCCUCGCCGUGGCUGAGAUGCAGAGAGGGGGUUAUCCAUCACCUCUUGCCCUCCCCAUGACAAGGGCAAGAGGUGAGACAGGGGGCGCUGAGUGCCUGCAGGAACAGCGUUCCUGCUCAAAAAAAGUGCAGGAAGGCUGUUCCUGCAGGACUCAAACCAUAGGCGUGCCAUGGGGCCUAUGAUUUUUUUAUAGAUAAAACUGAACCCUGAGUUGUAAUGCACACAAUGGCCACUGAGUGUCGCUGUCGCUUUGAUUUAUUGUAACUGUAUCAUCUUUUUAGUGAAGUACGAACCCUGUCUGAACCCGGGGGUCCCAGAAAAUGGUUACCAGACCCUCUAUAAGCAUCAUUACCAGGCCGGUGAGGCGCUACGAUUCUUCUGCUAUGAAGGCUUUGAACUGAUUGGGGAGGUCACUAUUACCUGUGUACCCGGACACCCUUCCCAGUGGACCAGCCAACCCCCUCUCUGCAAAGGUGAGUGAGAAAGCGGCGUCCAGGUUCAGAAUGGCGCAUUUCACGCGAGGGGCGUGUGACAUCGGGUGAUCGGGUGCAGGUCUGAGCAUUCUUUCUUAUUUAGAGGAACACUCGAAAUACCCGAAGAGUCUGGACGGGGUUAGAAAGGGAGGGAUUGGGAAGGCUGCAGACAAGAGAUCAGCAGAUUUGCCAGCUGUUUUUAGAUAUACCUUCAAUGACAAAAUGCAUCAUUAAAUGCACGCACGUUUCAUUGUGGGUUCACUACUAUAAUUGGUGAAAACUAUUUUUUCUACUGGAGUGUUCCUUUAACAUUCACUAUAUUUGUAUGUUUAAUAUAACUGAAUACAAUUUGUGGUGCUCGUUUCUUACCGUUCCUCUCUAUUUUUCUCUGUACGGUUUCAUUAUGUUGAAAAAUAAAAAAUCUACUUUAAAAAUUCACUGUCAUUAUAGCACGUCGCAGUAAGCAGACUGUGGACGCUAUACACAGCAGUCUAGAAUUAGGGGUGUCAUUACAUUAACUGUUUCUGUAAUAACUUGGGGUAGAACAGUAUACCCUAUUCUAAGGAAAUCAAACACGUUUCUGUCUUGUACGUUUUAUGUUUAAAUGGACAGGGUACUAUGACAGCUUAUUGGCUUGUUUGAUUUCAAAUCUGUGUAUUAUUAGGUAUAUUAUGAUAGCUUAUUGUAUUAUUAAAACUCAGAGUUAUAUUACAGCUCAUUGCAUUAUAACAUGUUAUUGUUAUAUUACAGCCCGGUGUAUUAUUACAGCUUAUUCUGUUAUGAUAGCUCAGUGUAUUAUAACAGCUUAUUGCAUUAUUACAGCUCAUUGUCAGCUAUGAUAUACUGAGCUGCAGUGGCUAUACUGGUUAGUAUCCCUUUACAUAGAAUAGACAUUGUAUCCUUUAGAUUGUAAGCUCUAAGACAAUCUAGCUAAGCACUUUGUAUAAAAGAGCUCCAAUGGCUAGUUAUCAGCUUACGGGCAUGGCUCUCUCGACCUCUUGUAUUUGUCCGUGUAUCUUGUCCGUUCUCCACUAAUUGUACAGCGCUGCGGAAUCUGUUGGCGCUUUAUAAAUACCAGUAAUAAAUUAAUAAAUAAAAAAUAAAUGGCCUGUUCCCAAAGCUUAGGAUAGAGCUGGUAUUUUUUUUAAAUUCCUAAUUAAUCAUUUAGUGAAAUAAUUCAGGAUUUGUAUAGUUAUAAUAUAAAAAUCAAAAUUCAGCAGUGGUGGAGAAAAGUUUCCAAUUCCAGUCACAGAUUGGGAUUUUUCUUGCGGUUUUUGCUCAGUAAUCCUAGUUCUGUAUGUUGUAUCAUUUGGGACCAUUGGGAUGUAUUUACUAAAUAUUAAUGGAAAACAUAGGCUCAAAUACCCAACAUGUGACUGUAGAUGAGUUGGAGAAAUUGCCUAAAUUCUGGGAUUUUUCGAUCCAUUUUAAUGUCUGGUUGUGGGAAUAUUGUGGCCUGACUGCAUCUCUCGUUUCCUUGCAGUCGCUUACGAAGAGCUGCUUGACGACAGGAAGCUGGAAGGUUUGCCUAAUUAACAGCGGAUCAUCUGUAAAAAUGACACUUUCAUUGGACAUUCAUAUUAACAGCAAUGUCACCAUAACUAUAUCCUCAUUAAAGCCCGCCACCUAUCACAUUUCAUUAGUUACUGUUGUUCAGACAUCACUUCCCGUGGGCUGUAUCAUCACUUCUUGCCACGUCCACCAAACUCGAUCACUUCCUGCCACCACAUUAAACAUCACGCCCUCCCCAUCUCAGAGGUUCGUGAUCCGCAUUACAGCCUAUUGGGUGCCGGAGAGAGCCAGGAUGCCUGUGAUUGGCUCAAUAACUUACUUGUUUUCUUUAUUUGCUACAGUUACCCAGACAACAGACCCCUCCCACCAGAUGGAAGGUGGGAAUAUUGCGCUGGCGAUCUUCCUGCCCAUCAUAUUGGUCAUACUUCUGAUUGGCGGAAUUUACAUCUACUACACUAAGUGAGUUGGCCAAUGGGAAUUGGAACAUAUGUAAGAUGGCAUUUUAUACAUCUGGAAAGUAAAUCAAUUAUAGUGCGGGUCAAAUAAGAGAAUUCCAAGAAAUGGAUAAUUUAACCAAAAAAAUGGCACAUUCCAGGAACAAUUAUAUUCUUUAAGAUAUCGAAUACAAAUCUUAUAUUACAAAUAAAAUAGCCAUAAAGUCUAUUUGUAAGAAGGAUAGGCCUCAUGGUGGCAUUAAUGAGGCCUAUCCCAGCUUCACUUUAGGAAUAACUUCUGCUUUCUGCUCCUCGGAUUGCGGGGUGCACAUAGAGGGACCCCUUAUUGUCCCAAUAAAACAGGAAGCAGCAGUGAGUGAACUCAGAUCUGCGCUAGGAACACCAGACUGUUUCCAGGGUUAACAAGGUUCGAUCUUAAACCAAAACUUGGAGAGAGUGAUGCAAUUCCGUCAUUGGAAGGGAGAGGAGAGAAAAGGGAAAAAUAUAUAAACCAAAAAUAUACUGUAAUGGACCUCCUGGCACCCCGACUGGGUACCUCCGUCAAUCGCUGCUUCCUAGUAAUCCUCGAGUACCAUAAGCACCGCACACCAUAACCAUUGUAAACACACAAACCGCUACAGCUUGUUUGGGGUCUCGCUAUCCUCCACCCAUCCUAGACCCAAGACCAGGAUCCAGCUUACAGUGGGUAGACUUCUCCUAGUCCAGAGAGCAAAGCUGGCUGCUCUUACAAGAGCAAUUGUUGUGAUCCAAGGGAGUAUAGUGAUUAUAGCAAUCCCUAGAGUGUGAAUAUAGCUCUCUAAUCCCCCAAACAGGAGCCUGGACUUCAUGAAUGGUAAAACAAAUAUCUUUAAUGGCAGCCACAACUGACCUUAUAUGCAGGUCCCCAUGCAAGGGGCACUCCCCCCUGGACCUGAGGGUAGACUACAGUAAAAACAUACACACAAUUACAUUGGCUCUCAGGUCCAGGACACUCUCAUACAAAAUAGGUCAAUCCUUCCUCUGUGCCUGAGAGGUAAAUGAGUCAGUAACUAUACUAAACCCAAUUAUCUCCAGGCACAAAAAAAAAACACCCAAAAACUCAAUUUUUAUAAAACCCCCAACAUACCUUUAAAACAUACAAAACUCCCACAAAAGUUACAUCCCCUGACAGCCCCGAUCUGGGUGACCAACAUAUCCAAAAAUCACCCAGAUCGGUUCAGGAAUUUCAUGGUCCCAUGCCAAAAAUAGUUCCAUAGAAUCGCGGCUAUGUGCGCUGGGAAUGUAAAAGCAAAAAUAUACACACACUAAUAUGAAUAAAUAAAUACGUAAAAAAGCGUGAUCCCAAGUGUCCUUCACACACACCAAAUGCAAUACAAGAAAGUGGGAAAACACCAAUACGUAUAAAAAGAAUUAUAACCACCUGUAAAAGGUAGGAUAUUGAAAGAUCCUAGAAGUCAUUGGGAUCUAUAAAAACCAAUAAUACAACAUGUUGUUGUAUUAUAAAUUCCAGUGACUUCUAGGAUCUAUCAAUAUCUUACCGGGAACCACAACGUUUUCAUGCCGAAAAUAGUGCUUUCGCGGAUAAGUCCCCCUGAAGUCUAUUCGCGGUUUUGUUCAACGCGAGCGUUUGGUUCUAUGCGCACAAAUGGGAAGUGCCAAACCAGGGGGAAUAAAAUAUGGGUCUUUACAGUCGCUGACCUGGCCCAUAGUCGAUGGGCAGGAGGCCGGCUUCCACAGCGCCGUUUGUCAGGUAUACUACAUGUCCCCACACAAAAUAGCUAUCGUAUAAUGAGCAGUUAUUUAAAGGGAAAUAAUUGCUUCUCAGGAUUUUUUAUAUAUAUAUAUAUAUAUAUAUAUAUAUAUAUAUAUAUAUAUAUAUAUAUAUACACAUAUACAUAUAUACAUAUACAUAUAUAUAUAUAUAUAUAUACACAUAUACAUAUAUACAUAUACACAUAUACAUAUAUACAUAUACACACACACACACACUUACUCGUCUUCCAUAUAUAUCAAAUAUGUAUCUGCGAGGUGUGAAAAAUAAAAUAAAAUGUAGAAAUCCGCAGCAGUAUCAUUUCUCCUCGUCUCUGUAUGCUCUCCCUGUGAUGACUGCCGGUCGCAAAGGACUAUCAGGGAGCUAAGAUGGAGAGCUGUGGCUUUCUAAAUUUAAAUUUCUCACACCUCACUACAUAUUUAUUAAAUAUAGGGGGCGGAGGAAAUAUAUAAAAAAAAUCCUGAGAAGAGAUUGUUUCCCUUUAAAUAACUGCCCAUUAGACGAUAACUAUUUUGUGUGGGGACAUAUAGUAUAUUUGUUUGUCUCAUAGAUUUUUUCCUUUCCUCUCCUCCGCCUUCCAAUGAUUGAAUUGCAGCACAGAAUAAGAACGUGCGAAGUGCUGUGAAUAAUUUAGUCAUACUGUUAUAGACUGACAAAGAAUGAUGGGAGUUGUAUUACAACUGCAUGAAGGAGGGUGCAUUUCAGACCUCCCCCCCAUGAUGUAUGCAAAGGAUCUGCACAGAGUAUGGGGUGAUAUUGUGACGGGGGUGCUGGCCUGGCUGCCAGGGGUGAGAGAUUGUCACCAUGUCUGCCACUGACCAUCAUAUUUUACAUUAUCUCAGAUUUCAGGGCAAAUCACUCUUCGGAUUUUCAUUCCCAGCAUCCCAUUCGUACAGUCCAAUCACAGUGGAAUCAGAUUUCAACAACCCAUUAUAUGAGGCUGGGGUAAGUAGUGUGCUGUCAGUGCCAGGCUGUAGGUGUGCCCAUGCAGGAGACAAUAUUGACUGCGAGUGGCUGGCUGCCACAGAUGGUGGUAGGAAAGUGGGAAUGGAAUGAAAUCUAGCGUGUGCCAUGGGUUCUGCUGCAUAUUUCAUUAACCAGGUGGCAAAGAGUUCUCCAUACAAGAAUACUAUGUCCAGCACUGAACAGUUAAGGAGCCACACAUUGCAGUCUGUAUAGAUAUACAAGAUCAUUAUUCUAACCCUGUCAGUGGCUUGUUGCUCUCAUUGAGAGGGUUUAAAGUCCGACUUUAGAGCUAAAUGAUAAAUAUUAUGUAGAGUCUGGGACAAAUUUUUCUACACAACUUUCACUAUAGUCAAAUCUAGGCUCUGCGCGCGGGAUGGCCAGUGGGUGCAUGCACAGCCAGUAUAAAACCAAAAUACACAGUCAGUACCCAGGAUAUUAACAAGAGUUAUAGUAGACAGGAGUAGCUGAAGGGAAAGAUUAGCUGAUUUAGAGUGUUUCCGCUAUUUUCACCUUAAAUUCGAAUUUCACGAUGAAUUCUCACCUUGAUGAAUAGCCCCGUAUGUGUGCUAGCGUUUAGCAGCUUUGGUUCUCCAAACGUUGAGAGUGUCAUUCAGCCACCUGAUUGGGCAUUUUUCUAGUUUGGAGCAGAACGGGCUGGAUCUCCAAUAGUAAAGUACCCAGCCACGUAGAACCCUGAACUUACCUCGAGUUGAGCUGGGAUGUCCUGCAUGUGAUUGGAAAGGCAGGAUUUGCCAGUUACCUGCACAUUUUAAACAUCUGCCCUCCUUUCUUGCAGGAUACACGGGAGUACGAAGUGUCAAUCUGAAGUGGAUGUGGUUUCUGGGUAUUGGGGAGGGGUGGGUGGGACCGGGCCUACGCGGAAUAUAUCAGAUUAUGGGUCUUUAUUUACAGAUUACCACUACAAGCUACACAAUCCCUCACCCUGCGAUCGUCCAGUACCCAUCAGAAUGUGACCUUCCAUCACGCAUCGUGUGACCUUUCACCUUUGUAAAAUGUCAUUUGUGCCAAAGUUACACUGUAACAUCUGCUCAAGAGAUUGAAGAAUUCCCUGAAUUACAUCCUCCAUUUUAAAUGGACUUUUAGAUUAUUGCCCACGUUACACAUUAAGCAGCCAGUGGCCGGCAGAGCAUUGCUUUUCAUACCCCCAGCCUUGCCAGGAAACAAGAAUAACCAUUAACCCCCAGUAAGGCUCCUUGAUGAUAUCACUCCUGUACUUCCUCCCCUGCAGAGCAAUGUACUUUGCAGAGCAUUAUACUAUUAAACCCACUCCUAUCAGAGAAGAGCAAAGUGAUUGCUCAGCUGCAAAUUCCCCAACACCAUUUCCUGUCUUUACGUGAAGUCACUUUUCUUAGGAGAUUUAAAGAUGGCCACCAGGCUGCAGACCCUUGUAGGGCAACAGUAUCAGGCAUGUUUGAAUUUCCACUCCAUCUGUCUGCGUCAAACCCAGCACCACUUCCAAACUGGCUUUAUUUUCAGGCAAUAAAGAGUGAGAUUUGUAAUAUAGUGUCUUGUGUUCUUUAUAC